Lucilia sericata (common green bottle fly) is the source of this 549-nucleotide messenger RNA. RefSeq lists its product as uncharacterized. Lineage: Eukaryota; Metazoa; Arthropoda; Insecta; Diptera; Calliphoridae. Bases 1 to 549 code for a protein of 182 amino acids. The record is from RefSeq and is a predicted model, not a curated record. The transcript has a single exon.
AUGGAGCCCACAUUCAACCAAUGCUCUCAAAUUGACCUUAUCCUUGGUAACGAUUCAGAACGAUAUAUAAACAUCGAUGGCAUAAAGAAGAAUGUUUGUGGCCUUGCAUUUGCAUACAAUACAAUAUUUGGUUGGGUCCUUAGUGGUCCCAUUAUUGGCAACCCUAUACACUCGUUUACAACCACCAUAAUUCCUUCUGAAACUUCCAUUCUAAACGAUCAUCUGCGAAAAUUCUGGGAACAGGAAGAGUUGCCAUCUCCUAAACACUUGUCUAAAGAAGAUCAGUAUUGCGAACAAUUCUAUAAAGAAACCACAAUCCGCCAAGCUGAUGGAAAAUAUGUGGUGCGAUUACCCUUUAAAAAAGAAUUCCCUAAUUUUAUAUUUCUUGGUGCAUCCAGAAUAUUGGCUCUUGGCCAAUAUUCGCGCAUGAAACAAUCUCUAGCCAAAAGUCCUAACCUCCAAGCUCAAUAUAAUGCUGUUUUAGAAGAAUAUUUAUCACUUCAACAUAUGGAAAAAAGUUCGUUCCGUGAAAUCUCCUCUGAUAAUUAA